AUGGCCCAGGAAGAAAAAAGUGAAGAACGGAAUAGAGAUGUGAGUGGCAAUAUGGCAGGCAGAGCAGAAGACUAUCUCGAAUCACUUCUCACUGAUGCCUUUAAGGGGAAAGGAUUUGAAAAAAUAAGUGAACUGCUUCAAGAGAGAGAAGUAGAGCCUCCCCAGAAAUACAGUGAAUCUCUUUUUAGCCAGCUAGACAAAGCACUGAGAAAGGAGCUGGACAAGAAUGAAUUCCAGAAUGUUUCACUGCUGCUGAAAUGUAUUCAGGUCUACUUUAAAAGUGAUUUCCAAGAAGGGAAGAGUUUGUUUAUUGAGCAAGGACUGGUAGCGAAGCUGGUAUCUUGGUUUGAAAGAGCAAGAGCAUCUGUGAUCCUCAUCGACCCAAAUGAGAAUAAAUUUUUUGAAGACUUCUUUGACACUGCAUUGGUGAUUUGCAAAUGCAGUAAUGAAGCUGUCUUUUAUAUGGAGACCAGCCCAUUUCUAGCUGUAACCUUUCAAAAUACAUUUCCAGGGAAGAAAGAUCUGCUGAAUUUAUUUCUACCUGAACUAGGGCAUCUAGUGACAGAAGCAAAUCUUUGCUGCACUCUACAUCUGGAGGCUUUGAGGACCCUUAACUCUAUACUCGACAAUGUCACACGGGAAGAGAGAAAGCAAUUCCCUCUGUCUGAGGAAAUGUGCUCGCUCACGAAAGACCUUGCCAAAACUAUUCUGGAGGUUGGUGAUUAUGACCUCCAGGUUGCCCUUUCAGAAGCACUAUGUAGGUUAAUGAUAAAAAAAUGGAGAGAUGACCUUGUUCACCACUGGUUUGAAGAUAACUAUCUUGCUGAAGCUUUCAAAGAGAUCAAGGAUAGAGAAUUUGAGACGGACUGCAGAAAAUUUCUUAACCUGCUGAAUGAAAGGCUUGGGAAUGAAAGAAGAGUGUAUUCGUUUCCAUGCAUAUCUGCUUUUGCUGACACGAAGGAGGUGAAGAAGCCAUCAGAUGAAAAACUGGAGGAGUUUUGGAUUGACUUCAACACUGGCAGCCAGAGUGUGACUUUCUAUGUGGAUAGUAAUGAGGGCUUUCUUUGGGACUCUGUGAGGCUGUCGAAAGAAGCUGUCAGCAGUUACAGGCUGGAGGAGGAUGGUGGACAAAAGAUUGUUAAAAUUUUUAUGAAGAAACCUGCUGCUCUUACCAAAACAGAAGCAACAAAAAUCAAACUGGUUUUCAGUGCUGAGUUUGAAAUCUUAGGUGUACUUAAAAAAGUCCUGGGAGUUGAAAAAUUUAUGAUAAAUGAGACUGAAGAGAAGUCUGUCCAUGCUGGGAAGCAAGCCAGGGAGAAUGAAGCAGUGAUAGCUGAGUCUUCUAAUGCACAAAGGAGGAAAGAUCCCUCAAAUUCUGAAAACAUGGAGACUUUAUCAGACAACUUAACCUCUGAGAACAGCCAGCAGUUAACACGCACAGUAGCAGUAAGUCAGAAAAUGGUGAACUCUGGUGUUGCCGUGGUUACAGUGAGCCAGCAAACUGACCUGGAAGAUGCUAACCAAGGCUCAGGUCAGGUUUCAGUUCCUAAAGCUAAAGCUAUGGUUUCUUUGCCUUCUUCAGCAAAAAAGUCCAAAACUCCAUCUCCAGGAAUGAAAGCUAAGCCUAGUGAGAAGCCCCUAGAAGAAGAACCCAGGGAGGAGGAAACACCAAAGGAUGUUGCCUGGGAAAAGAGAAACAGGAAAACAAGUUUGGCCAAGCAAAGGGAUGAAGACAGGAAGGAAGUCUUUGACUUUGAAAACUCAGACUCUUCAAGUCAUGAAAAGGUUGCUGAAGCCAAAGGAAAGAUUCUUGGUCAGAAAGCUUCUUCACAAAAUCAGAGCUUUUUUAAUUACAGGAAACAUCUUUUUUCUGAAAGCAACAAUGAAAAUACAAGCACUGGUCAGAGUGAAAAAAGCUGGAUUCUUGACUCUCAGAUACAGUCGGUGCCAAAAUCUGUUGACUAUACCCGAAAAAGAACGAGGACGAGAAGUAAAUUGAAAGUGCUUCCAAUGUCUUCCGCAAGUAGUGGCAGUGACUACGCAUCAAAGAAGGGGGGAGAAUCAAGGAAAAGAAUUAAAAAGGAGAUGCUAAGGGAAAAAAGCAGAUUUAGCGCCAAGGGAGUUGAUUUACCUGCAGUGGAUCAUGCUGAUGAAAUGCUCUCAAAAGAGCCCAAAGAGGAUUUGCUAUCACCUGGUGUGUCUGCCAGGGGCUAUUCCAGUGAUGUUGAGAAGGCCAUGCAGAAGUUACAUGAAGCACCUGGAAAUUUGACAAGAGAAGAAGAAAGUACUAAGCGGAGGGACUCAGAUAUAUUAGAAAGCACUGUCAUAAAAAAGCUUAAAUUUUCCAGCUGGGAGACAAAUCAUUCAUCUUCUGACACUAACUAUAAACCAAGGAAAAUUUUUGAUUCAGUAGAAGAGGAAGCAGAGAUCCAAAAAGGUCAGGAAAUGGAUGAUAGUGUGGAUGACGUGGUUUUUUCCAAGAUGCAACGUGAAGACUUCAGUCAUUCAGGAGUGAUUACUGCAUUUGAAAGCUUUGUUGACCAGCUGAAGAAACUGUUCUGGGCUCGGUACAAAAGGAUGGAGAUCAGCACACAGAAUGCCCUGAGGUCUUCGGAGAAGAACUUGUCUGCCCUGCUGAACCAGAUACACCAGUGCAGGCUUAAUAAACUUGAGACCUUCCAGAAGAUUGUUGUUGACGAGCUUUCCAGUCUUGAGAAGGAAACUCAAAUUUUGGCAAACAUGGAGAAGGAUGCAGUGGACUUCUGGAAUGCACAUCUGCUCAAGCUGAAUUCUUUCUGCAACCAGCAAAAACAAAGAAUUGAGUCUGUUGACUCAGCCGUGGGUGAAUCAGUGAAGAGUUUUGCCGACAAUAUCCAGAAUACAACGUAUGAACACCCAAUGAAGAAGGCAGAAGAAAGCAAUGUGUUCGUCGUUCCUUCUGACUAG
Messenger RNA from Neopelma chrysocephalum (saffron-crested tyrant-manakin), 2946 nucleotides. RefSeq names its product synaptonemal complex protein 2 like (gene SYCP2L). The transcript is spliced from 36 exons. The coding region runs from base 1 to 2946 and encodes 981 amino acids. Lineage: Eukaryota; Metazoa; Chordata; Aves; Passeriformes; Pipridae. The record is from RefSeq and is a predicted model, not a curated record.